Bursaphelenchus xylophilus (pine wood nematode) is the source of this 966-nucleotide messenger RNA. The record is from the annotation of a GenBank genome assembly. Lineage: Eukaryota; Metazoa; Nematoda; Chromadorea; Rhabditida; Aphelenchoididae.
AUGAAAGACCAUUUUGACAAGGGAGGAUUACCCAGAGUGAUCAAAAGUUCAUUGGAGUAUAACGUUGAGCACGUUCAAUUGAAAUAUUCCAAAGAGUUUAAUGCGGUAAAUUGAAGGGAAAGAAGUUAAAGAUGUUUUUCAGACCGAGUGUCCGCAGAACCCUGACACCGAGAUCUUUCCAAAGUUUGUAAAGGUCUUGGAUCAAUUGGUAUCUGGUCUUCCGGAUGAAUCUGGGGCGGAAUGUUUGGUAAAAGAGCUUACAGAUCCAGCAAAUCAUGCUUGUAAUCAUGGAGAGCAAAGUUGUCUGAUAAUCCUUACCUCAAAAGACGCUUUUGUCUCUUGCAUUGAUACCAAGGUAAGUAUCAAAAAAGAAGCUUUGUGGCAAUAUUGUAGACGUUAAUUCUGCAUCCUCCAAAACUUCGGGCCGUUAAAAUCAGUAGUCCAGUUGCCAAACUGCAUCGUAAGUUUUACUGCAACGUGACUACUUUUUAGCUGGUUUUACAUAUCAUCACUCCAAAUGUGUAGACGAACCAGAUCAUAAAAGGAAAUGCAUAUUGUUGACGGUAAACUACAAAGGAGAGACUUUAACACAAGAUUUGGACUGUUGCUGUGAAGGAGAAGAUUGUGUGGAUGUCAUCAUAGAUCAGGGAAGUGUCUAUUUUACGAUUAUUGUUGUUUUAGGCCAAAUCUGGCUCCAUCAUCAGGAUGAGAUUAGGUUUAAAAGAUCUGGACCAUCCGAAACCCAGAUCCUUACCUCUGUUAUACAGACCAGACGAUGAAUAUGACUGGAGUUGGUUGUUAUGGCUGAUACCCGUCCCUGUGUUGAUGUUUAUGAUUGCCUUUGCCCUCUACCUUUUCUGGACUGAAAAGGUCGUGCAAUCGCAGAGAGAGAACCUGGCCAUCCAUCUUGCACACGAGGCUGAUUUAUCGCCCAACGAACACGUCUUACUUGAGAUUGCUGGAUGA